This is a messenger RNA of Ficedula albicollis (Collared flycatcher), 524 nucleotides long. It is a transcript of the gene ATP5PF, whose product is annotated as ATP synthase, H+ transporting, mitochondrial Fo complex subunit F6. Lineage: Eukaryota; Metazoa; Chordata; Aves; Passeriformes; Muscicapidae. Gene Ontology annotation, molecular function: proton transmembrane transporter activity. Bases 101 to 424 code for a protein of 107 amino acids. Gene Ontology annotation, biological process: proton motive force-driven ATP synthesis. The record is from RefSeq and is a predicted model, not a curated record. The transcript has 4 exons.
GGUUUGGCCAAGGUGACUCUGGGGGAGCUUUGCUGGCUUGAAGUUGCCCCCUUUUUUUCUAUUUAAGCAACGCGAAGAGGGGAAUUCACGCGGUGCCAUCAUGAUCCUGCGGCAGAUCUUGCGGCUUUCCUCCCUUUUCCGCUCCGCUGUGUCCGUUCACGUGCGCAGGAACAUCGGGCUCUCGGCCAUUGUCUUCAACAAGACAAAAGAACUCGACCCGGUCCAGAAGCUCUUCGUGGACAAGAUCAGAGAGUACAACACGAAGAGCAAGCAAGCUGGAGGGCCUGUUGAUGCAGGACCCGAGUUUCAGAAGGACAUGAAUGAAUCCCUUGCAAGACUCCAACGGGCUUAUGGUGAGGGAGAUCUCACCAAGUUUCCAGAAUUUAAAUUUGAGGAGCCCAAGUUUGAGGAGGCUCCGAAGUGAUCUCAGCAGCUUGUACACCGACCAGAAGUGAACAGCCAUGGAGUUGCUGAACAUGGCACCAGUUGUAAUUUAAUAAAUGCAAUGCUUCAGUUUGAUCUCA